AUGGCCGAGCCUCUAAGCGCGCCGUGGCAGCUGCUCGCUCAUCUCUACGACGCAGCUAGGGAUGCACCAUUCUACAUCCUGCUCCUAAUAUUCAAUGCGAUCAUUGUCCUGGGCGUCUUCCUUAUCUACCUCACCCUCCACCUCAUUGCGCCAAAGCCCCGCGCCGUCCUCCCCUCCGAAAAGACCUACAUCACCACAACUCCAGAUGGCAGCGUCAGUGCGCCCCGCCAACUGCCCUGCUGGUUCGACCGCUGGCUGGCCGAGCGCCGGCUCAGCGAGGCCAAGACCGCCGCCGGCGAGGACGUCUUCUCCGUGCCCGACACGGGGUCCAUCGAGCCCGCCCAGGUGGAGGUGAGCGUCGUGAUCCCCGCGUACAACGAGGCGCUGCGCAUCGAGCCGGCGCUGGAGGAGGCCGUCGCAUACCUCGACGCCAAGUUCGGGCGGCCCGACGGCGCGAACAGGAACCAGAAGCGCGUGACGAGCCCGCUGACGCCGCACCGGCAGGUGUUUAGGAGGCCGCCGGCGAAGGAGGUGUCCGGGUACGAGAUCGUCGUGGUCAACGACGGCAGCACGGACAAGACGGUGGAGGUGGUGCUGGAGUUCUCGCGCAAGCACCAGCUGCACGACGUACUGCGGGUGGUGACGCUGGAGAAGAACCGCGGCAAGGGCGGCGGCGUGACGCACGGGUUCCGCCACGUCCGGGGCGAGUACGUGGUGUUUGCCGACGCGGACGGCGCGUCGCGCUUCAGCGACCUGGGCAAGCUCAUCGAGGGCUGCGAGGACGUCGUGGACGGCUCGAACCGCGGGGUCGCGAUCGGCAGCCGCGGCCACCUGGUCGGCAGCGAGGCCGUGGUCCAGCGCUCGGCCCUGCGCAACUUCCUGAUGAAGUCGUUUCACUUCGUCCUGAUGAUCUUGACGCCGCCGGCUACAUCUCGCAUCCGGGACACGCAGUGCGGCUUCAAGCUGUUUUCGCGCGCCUCUUUGCCCCACAUCAUCCCCUACAUGCACACAGAAGGCUGGAUCUUCGACAUUGAGAUGCUCAUGCUGGCUGAGUCGGCACCCGCGACACCCGUGCUCGCUAUUGACGGCACCGUGAUCGGCAUCAGUCCGGGCAUUAAGGUGGCAGAGGUGCCUAUAGACUGGCAUGAGGUGGAGGGCAGCAAGAUGAGCCUGGUCAAGGACAGCAUCAAGAUGGCUAUAGGCCUGACUGUGCUGCGAGCUAGCUGGAUGAUGGGUGUAUAUAGACGACGACUGACAUGA
Messenger RNA from Phaeoacremonium minimum UCRPA7, 1260 nucleotides. Its product is annotated as putative dolichyl-phosphate beta-glucosyltransferase protein. The coding region runs from base 1 to 1260 and encodes 419 amino acids. Gene Ontology annotation, cellular component: endoplasmic reticulum membrane. The record is from RefSeq and is a predicted model, not a curated record. The transcript is spliced from 2 exons. Lineage: Eukaryota; Fungi; Ascomycota; Sordariomycetes; Togniniales; Togniniaceae.